AUGUUGAAGGGAUGCUGGCAGAAGGGGAAGGAUCCAAAGAGGAGGAGGAGCAAAAGAAGCUGAGAGGUCAAGAUGGAGGUAGCAAGCAAGAGAGGAGACAAAAGCAGAAGCCGGAGGGUGACUCUGGUACGUCUCAGGGUGGUGAAAAUCAAAUUCACAGAGUGGAGAAAAAGCAUGAAUGUACAGUGUGUGGAAAGAGAUUUGGUAAACGCUCAAUUCUUACUUUACAUCAAAAAGCGCACACAGGGGAGAAAUCGUAUACAUGUACAGUGUGUGGAAAGAGCUUCAGUGCCAGUCGUGCCCAUACUAGACACCAAAGAACUCAUACAGGGGAGAAACCUUAUACAUGUUCCGAGUGUGGAAAGAGCUUCAGUAAUAGUCGCAGCCUUACGUUGCAUCAACGAACUCAUACAGGGGAGAAACCGUAUACAUGUUCCGAGUGCGGAAAGAGCUUCAGUCAUAGUCACAUCCUUACGUCGCAUCAACGAACUCAUACAGGGGAGAAACCCUAUACAUGUUCAGAGUGUGGAAAGAGCUUCAUUCAGAGUGGCCAACUUACCUCGCAUCAAAGAACUCAUACGGGGGAGAAACCUUAUGAAUGUUUUGAAUGUGGCAAGAGCUUCACUCGAAGUAGUGGCCUUACCUUGCACCAAAGAACUCAUACAGGGGAGAAACCGUAUACAUGUUCGGAGUGUGGAAAGAGCUUCUGUCAGAGUGGCAAACUUACCUUGCACCAAAGAACUCAUACAGGGGAGAAACCGUAUACAUGUUCAGAGUGUGGAAAGAGCUUCAGUCAGAGUGGCCAACUUACCUCGCAUCAAAGAACUCAUACAGGAGAGAAACCUUAUAAAUGUUAUGAAUGUCAAGAGAGCUUCACGCACAGUAGUACCCUUGCCUUGCACCAACGAACUCAUACAGGGGAGAAGUAUAUAUGUUCAGAGUGUGGAAAGAGCUUCAGUCAGUUUGGCAACCUUAAGUCGCAUCAACGAAUUCAUACAGGGGAGAAACCGUAUACAUGUUUGGAGUGUGGAAAGAGCUUCAGUCGGAGUACUACCCUUACCGCACAUCAAAGAAUUCAUACAGGAGACAAGCCUUAAUGUUUGCAGUGUGGGAAGAGCUUCAGCUCCAGUAGCCAUCUUACUAGACUUCAAAUAACUCACACAGGGAGUAAAUCUUAGAAAUGUUUGGCAUAUGGAAAGCACUUCAGUGACAGGGGCUCCCUUACUAAACUGUAAAGAACUCGUACAAGGGAAACGUCUUAGAAAGGGUUGGGGUGUGGGACGAUCUUUAAUCAUAUCAAAUAGCUCCUAUAGAGAACAAACUAAUGAUUGUGCUCAGUGUUAUAAUUUGCUUCUUUGUUUCAUUGUAUUUUUGCUGAACUCCAGGUGUUUGUAAUAUUUUCCUUGCUUUGAGCCCAUUUUCAGCCUAGUUUACCUUCUCUUUUAGAGGAAAAUGGAUUUUUUCCCUUUCAAAACCUGCCUCUUAUUCGUUACAGAUGCCUUGUGCUGCCAUUCUUCUUUGUGCCUGGGACUUUGCACAAAUACUUCAAACAGUUGUUGCUUUUUUAGUUUUUGGGUGUGUGGAUAGAUGAGAGAGAGAUGUUUAUUUUUUAUGAUUAUUUUUUCUUAUUUCCAAGUGAUUCAUAUUUUAGCAUUUUAUUUUUCCUGUCUUCUCCUUUAUGUCUGUUCUACAUUCUACCCAUGGGAUCUUAGUUAUCUGUCAGCUGUUCCCUGAAGGUACAAAAACAAAAUUUUUAUUUCUUUUAGUGGCUGUGUUGCAGAUUGUUCUGAUCUGAGUUAGAUUUACAUAGCCAUAUUCUGUUUUCUUCCCCAUGCAUUAUUUCCCAUGUAUUCAUCACUUGCAGAUACCGGUAUUUGCUUGAAUAUUUCUUCCUUCCCCAAUAUUUGUUAAUAUGGUGUGAAUUUCUCUUUGAUAUUACCAGGCUGAUAUUUUUCAUAGAGACAGAUGCAUUCGCUGGUAUUCUGUUGACAUAUGUAAAGUAGAUCUUUCCAAUGAGAGCAUAUCCUCACAGAUCACGCCUGUUAUGAAUAAAUGCUGUUG
Messenger RNA from Lacerta agilis (Sand lizard), 2061 nucleotides. RefSeq names its product gastrula zinc finger protein XlCGF17.1-like. NCBI's taxonomy places the organism in Eukaryota, Metazoa, Chordata, Lepidosauria, Squamata, Lacertidae. The record is from RefSeq and is a predicted model, not a curated record. Gene Ontology annotation, biological process: regulation of transcription by RNA polymerase II. Gene Ontology annotation, molecular function: DNA-binding transcription factor activity, RNA polymerase II-specific; RNA polymerase II cis-regulatory region sequence-specific DNA binding.